Messenger RNA from Myripristis murdjan (pinecone soldierfish), 5112 nucleotides. It is a transcript of the gene usp45, whose product is annotated as ubiquitin specific peptidase 45. Gene Ontology annotation, biological process: protein deubiquitination. NCBI's taxonomy places the organism in Eukaryota, Metazoa, Chordata, Actinopteri, Holocentriformes, Holocentridae. Gene Ontology annotation, molecular function: zinc ion binding; cysteine-type deubiquitinase activity. The coding region runs from base 295 to 2739 and encodes 814 amino acids. The transcript is spliced from 18 exons. The record is from RefSeq and is a predicted model, not a curated record.
CUGCUGCUGGGUGAUACUAUCGCUAUGUCCCUGACAGUUUCAGAAAGUCAACAUCUAAAUCGAAAGUGUAUUCUGGCCGAUUAAACGAUCGUUGUCAAUGUCGCAUGCUCCGGAUUUAAGUGUCUUUGAAUAUUUCUGUUGUUUACUGGGGUAAACGUACCUGUUUAUCUCUUUAUUUACUGUGGCAAGCUAAUCUAGCUAGAAUGCUUGCUAGCUAGGCAGUAGUGACAGCUAAAACUGGUGGCUCACGUUGGCUAGCACAAUCAGCGCAGGAGCUAAACUAAAGAGCUCCAGAUGCGGCUAAAGGAUCCCUUCUCCUUGAAAGCCGCGGACAUGACAAAGCGGACUAAUAAGCCGAGGAAACCUCGAGAUGAGGAGUCAUCGGAUGAAGUCAGUGGGUUGACAUGCCAGCAUGUGAACAAGGCAGUGGAUCUGAGCUCAGUGAAGAAGGCAGUGAGCUCCAGCAUAUGGUCGGUGUGCUCUGAGUGCUUAAAGGAGCGGACCAUGAUAGAUGGAGAGCCAGCAGGAUCAUACGACAUCCUGGUCUGCCUUAAGUGUGGUUUCCAGGGCUGCAACCAGUCGGAGAUCCAACACUCUGCCAAGCAUCACCAAGCUCUCCAUCCAGAGUCUCACUGCAUCACCAUCAGCCUGAGCACCUGGAAGGCCUGGUGUUUUGAAUGUAAUGAAGAGCUCUCCACUCACUGUAAUAAGAAGGCUUUGGCCCAGACCCUGGACUUUCUACAAAAGCACUCUGUCAAGGCAACAUUAGGAACAUCGCCCAAGAUCAUCAAGCUGCGAGAGGAACCAUUUGACUAUGCUGACCCAUCCAAAGGGAAGAGUCCAGUGAUCAACAGCAUGUUGGUUCCUGUCAAAGGCAUUAAUAACCUGGGUAACACCUGCUUCUUUAAUGCUGUAAUGCAGAACCUGUCCCAGACACACAUGCUGAUCGACCUCAUCCAGGAAGUAAAAGAGAAAGGGUACAAGCUGAGGAUCUGCCCCCCUGUUGAGACAAACCUGAGUCCAUUGACAGUGACGCUGCCCAGUCCAGAGCCCCUGACCUCGGCCAUGUUCCUUUUUCUUCACAACAUGAAGGAGCCAGGGAAAGGCCCAGUCAAUCCCAAAAUCCUCUUUAAUCAGCUCUGCCAGAAGGCUCCACGCUUCAAGGGCUACCAGCAGCAGGACAGCCAGGAGCUGCUGCACUACUUGCUGGAUUCCAUACGAGUAGAGGAAACAAAAAGGGUCAAAGCUAGCAUCCUGAAGGCUUUCAACAAUCCCACAGAGAAGACAGCAGAUGAGGAGACAAAACGCCAAGUCAAAGCAUAUGGGAAGGAAGGUGUGAAGAUGAACUUUGUUGACCGCAUCUUUGUAGGGGAGCUGACCAACACAAUCAUGUGCGAAGAGUGUGAGCAUAUUUCCACAGUAAAGGAGGCUUUCAUAGACAUCUCUCUACCCAUAAUUGAGGAGAGGAUAUCAAAACCAUCCAACCCUGGACGUUUGAUUAAGAGUAGCCGGGAGCAAGACGUCCACAUCACUCACAGUGACCAGGUUCUUCCUGCAGCACACUCUGUCAAUAGGAACACCAGGAAGAUGAGCGGACAGAGGCAGCAGGGGAGGAGAUCUUCAGGCUCUAUGGAGGAAAAGGGAGCAGGCUGUGCAGCGGAGCGGUCAGAGGAGGAGGCGGUGGCGGGUGGAUUGGCCCACGGCCACUCAGCCUGCAAGAUGGCCACCGCCGGCAGCCUGUCCGACGGCAGCGAGAAAGACUCGGGUGCUCAGGACAGCAGCAAUGAUGCUGAUAGUGAGGCCUCGGAGAGCGAGUGGGCCCCGCGCCCUUCUUCCUCUUCUUUCUCCAGCCACGGCCAUGGCUAUGGCCGAGUCGCCACCCCAUCAUCCACCUCAACAUCUACGCUCACACCCUCCCCUACGUCCGCGUCCGCGCCCUCGGCCCGGCAAGGCGGUGCGGUCGAGCAGCUAGUCAGCGCUGUCUCUAAGGUGAACCUGGGAAUCACUCCCGGGGACUGCUCCCCCUCCACACACUGCUCCCCAGAGGAACAGGCAGAGCCACAGCCUCAGCACUCCCGAGACAAUGUCCACCACCAGCAACACCAAGGGGCGUUCCAGGCGCUGUCCCACAGCUACACACCCUGCUCGAAAGAGUGCUCCAUCCAGUCCUGCCUCCAUCAGUUCACCUCUGUGGAGCUGCUGAUGGGCAAUAACAAGCUGCUGUGUGAGAACUGCACCGAGCGCAGGCAGAAGCAGCUGCGCAAGAGCAGCUCAGCCGAUAAGAAGGUGGAGAAGGUUUACACCAGCGCUAGGAAGCAGAUGCUGAUAUCCUCACUGCCCCCUGUCAUCACAUUGCAUCUCAAGCGCUUCCACCAGGCAGGGAUGAACCUACGAAAAGUGAACCGCCACGUUGACUUUCCUCUGAUCUUGGAUCUGGCUCCAUUCUGCUCUGCAACCUGCAAGAACCUGGCUGCUGGGGAGCGUGUCCUCUACAGCCUCUUUGGGAUUGUUGAACAUAGUGGCUCAAUGCGGGGUGGCCACUACACUGCGUACGUUAAAGUCCGCUCUCCCCAGAGGAAAACAGACCAGCAGCGCAGGAACCUCUCAGGUGCGAGGGAAGCCAGCAGCAGCUCCCAGGGCCAGUGGGUGUACAUCAGUGAUACCACCGUUCAGACGGUACCAGAGUCCAGGGUCCUCAACUCUCAGGCAUACCUGCUCUUCUAUGAGGAAAUGCUUUAAUGCAGCUGGCAAAUUGAAACAAUUUUUCCCCCAAGAUCUUUUUUUUUUUUUUUAACAUGGUAUUCACAGACUCUGCGCUACCCUUCAUACUGUAUCUAUGAAUAGGUGGUAUGAAGAGAAGGGAAAGACUUUUCACACUCAGUGACCAUACCUAUUUGCCAUAUACCUACAGUUCAUCAUUCUAAAUUGUGCGCCUCUACAUCUAAAUAUCUUAAAUACAUGAAAAGAUCAACGUUUGCUAGGGAACGUUACUGUGUGCUGCUUCAGUGUUGUCGAGGAUCCCAAUUUUCACUUAAGUUUGCCUUUUGAGAAAUCCUAUAAUUUGCCCUUGAAAAGAUGAGGAAGGAGAUGAAUACAGCGAUACCACACAAAGAAGGGAGGAGCCACAGAGCUAUUCAACCUAAGAGAGAGAGGGACUGUUGUAAAUUUUCUUCUUUGUGUCACUUUCCUGUUCCUGAGAUUGAAACUUCAUCAGGGAAUUUGCUAACCAACAGGAAAUAAGCAGAAUUAAUGCCUGCUGGACUGUGCUCAGCACUGAUCAAUUGAGAAUGUGUGUGUGUAUGAGUGUGUGAGACUGAGAAGAUUUUUUUUUCCACAGCAGCCAUUUUGGCAGGGAAGAGCAGGGUAAUCAUAGGUGUUACUAAUGACAUUAAUUAAGUUCCUGUUUUAUUUAAGUGGAAUAGACUGUGUCCAAUGAGCCAGCAUGAACAACACCAGGACCCUGUCUCUGCUGACCGAAAUGGAUUGGAAACUAUUAACGUUCUUGGUAACACUUGUGUUUACCUGCUGUUUCAUGUCAAACUGGCUGCUGUGAAAAAGGUCUAUUUGCUUCAAGGUGCUGCAUGUAGCAUUUUAACAUCAGGUAAUCUUUAUCAUAUUCAUUUUGUUACCUUAGUAUAAGUUCCCUAAACAAAAACUAUCACUGAGAAGACUGGCAGCCUCAAUACUGCACUUUGUGAUUUGUGAUACGGUUGAUUUUGGCGAGAAAUAUGCUAGAUUGCUUUACAACACAAAACAGGAAGAGGGCGCUGUUCCUCCAGCACCGUGGUGUUAACGCUUGGGAGUGAAAAGGCCAGUGGAAAAAUCAUUUCCCAAUUGUUGAUCCUCCUCAGCAAAACAAAAGAUGACGUUGGAGAGGGGGAUGAAGCAACACCUUCCUUGCGGUUUAUCAGAGGCAUGUUCUUAUUUUUGAGAAACACUGGUAAUACCACUGGGGUGAGAAAGAGGCUACCAGUCUUCUUGACCAUGGUUUCAUUUGUUUACAGUAAUUAUACUAAGAUGUCACAGUCAAAUUGUGAACAAUCUGUCGUGGUUCUGACUGAAAAUGCUUCAUGCGGCACCUUAAGGAGUAGCACAACGUAGCGAAGUUACUUACAGCCUGCUGUGGUGGAAUGGAUUGUUCUUUUUGUACAUUAGAAUGUAUAAAUGUAUGACUAUCACUGAAUUACAUUUGCCAAAGAGGAGUACUGCAGCUGCACGCUACAACGGAAAGUCUAAAAUUAACGUUUAAGUGGCUUGCUUCAUUCAGAGUUUCUAAACAUUUGUUCUGUCAGUGUCGUCCAUGUGGCUCUUGAGCACCAACAGUGUACUAACCAUGUACUCGGUGUUGUGCCAUGUCGGACCACACAAGUCUAGUAAACCCUUCAGCAAAGAGUCAGUGCUGUAUAAGAGUCAGUGCUCUAGAGGACUCACUUUGUUGAAUCUGGACGUUAAAAUAUUUUAUCCCCUAAUACCAUCAUUGGGGUUGGUCAUGUCAAAAAAAAGAAAAAAAAAAGGAAAAAAAAACUCUUCAAGGCUUCAAGCCUUAGUGGGAAACAUUUUGCCUGUACUUUGCAUAAUUUGCAUGGGCUAAUGUUAUAAAGAAUGUAUUGCCUACUUUUGAACUGUUUGUGUCAAAUAUUGAGAUAUUCGUCUUUUUAUAUGAAAGUAUUUUAGAUGAGUACGGUUUCAUUUUUGUCGCUUGUUGGCAAUUGCCAAAAUACCCGGUUGAGGUGACGGUUUGCCGUAUGUGAUAGGAUAUCAAGUUUUCUUCAUUUCUUUUGAAACAAGCAAAAUAUCAGUGCCUAUGCUUCAGGUUGAAGAAAUCUGUGCAUGGUGAGAGCAAACCAUAUACAGGUUCAAAUGCAAAAGGGGAAUGUAUGUGGCAUAUUUAUGAACAGUAUAAUUUACUGUAUGCAAAAACAGACAGGAAAAUUUCAUGUAUAUACUGGAAACACAAUACAAUAUCGUGUAUGUAUGGUGCUCCAGGCGUGCAGGGCUUUUCCUCAAGGCUGAUAUAUAUGUUUUCUGGAAAUUACAGUUUCCAUUAUGGAAUCUUAGUUGGGAUGUGCAUACCACAUAUAAAAACAGAAUAAAUUUAAUUUAUGAAGUGAA